This is a messenger RNA of Prunus avium (sweet cherry), 2499 nucleotides long. Its product is annotated as hydroxyproline-rich glycoprotein family protein. Lineage: Eukaryota; Viridiplantae; Streptophyta; Magnoliopsida; Rosales; Rosaceae. The record is from RefSeq and is a predicted model, not a curated record.
AUUAUUUGAUUUCAAUUUUACAAAUGUAAAUAGUAUCUCUGUCUGCUAAAGGCUAUUUGCUUCCCAAGUGUUUUUAUUUUAUUUUUUAUACUCUUUAUCUCCAGAACCAAAAGGCUCAAAAAAAACCCAACUCAUCAAAAGCUAUGCAAUGCAAGUAGUAAACAAAACCUAAAAGACCCACCAAAACCACCACCACCCACCUACUUGGUCCCCAACUCACCACCACCGCCACCGCUGCAACCUCCAUGCCUCGCCGCCAUCCGUCAUCGUCCCCGCUUCUCAGUCCCCCGGUGCUCAUCAUACUCCUGCCCAUCAUCACCUUCCUCUUCCUCUUCUGCACCAUCCCUCCAUUUCUGUCCCUCACCUCUCAAAUCCUCCGACCCACAAUUUCCGUCAAGAAAAGCUGGGACUCCCUCAACGUUUUCCUCGUCGUCUUUGCGAUUCUCUGCGGGAUCUUCGCCAAGCGAAACGACGACGGAUCACCCGCCGAGGAGGAUCCUAUCCAAAAUGCUUCUGUCCCGUUAAGUAAUAGUAUUGCCGCGAACAACACAACAAACACAUCAGAAGCCGAAGUCUUGCUUCCACAACAAUGGUUUGGAUUUUCAGAGAGGCCACCGGAAACCAGCGGUGGCCGGUUGCGGAGGAGCAGCAGCUCCUACCCAGAUCUGAGGCAGCUCGGCCAACAGUCCUCAUGGGAAUCUGGAGAUCACAGCAAGUCUCAGUUUCGCUUCUUCGAUGACUUCGAAAUCAACAACACUACUUAUCAUCGUACUCCGCAGCCAGUUUCGCGCCAAAGCCGCUCCCGUGAGUACUCGGGUGUAAUUAAGGAGAUUCCGGUGGACACUUUCGUACUUCGCUCUUCUCCUCCUCCGCCGCCCCAGUCGCCUGCGCCGCCACCUCCACCACCUCCUCCGCUGCGUCAUCAAAAUCCGAGAAGGGCGUAUGAGACCGUUAGACGUAGAGAUCAUAAGAAGGAGAAAGUACCCAACACUAACAAUGUUAUUGUUAAUGAGGUUCAACAAUUCGAGCAGGUUCGAUCUCCGCCACCAACGCCGCCGCCUCCUCCGCCUCCACGUCCGGCAGCGUCGCCAUCGCCAAUGCGGAUUCGGCCGGAGCAUAAACGUAGAAAGAGUAACGUGAAGAAGGAGAUAGCUAUGGUUUGGGCUUCGGUUCUGUCCAACCAGAGAAAGAGGAAGAAGAAGCAAAAGCCCGCCAGUACCAUAGACAUUUACGAUACUGCCACCCACUCUCCGCCAGAACAAGUACGAGAAGGUGGAGGAGAAGGAGAGUAUUAUUACACAAGACCACCGCCGUCGCAGCCUCCUCCGCCGCCACCUCCGCCCCCGCCACAUUCUGUAUUUCACAAUCUGUUCAAAAAGGGAAUGAGCAAAGCCAAAAAAGUUCACUCCGUCUCGAAUCCACCAGCUCCACCGCCACCACCUCCACGAUCCACAUUGCGAAAACAAAAGAGUUGGAGUGCUAUUUUCCCGCCGGCGCCAUCAACUCCGCCGCCACAACCACCGCAAACACCUUCGCCAAGGAGAGCUUCUGCCGCCAGUGGCAGGCCGCCAUUGCCCACGAAGACGAACAGUUAUUUAUCAGAGGAGAAUGUGAACAGCGGCUGCCAGAGCCCGUUAAUUCCUGGGGCGCCGCCUCUACCGCCGUUUAAAAUGCCGGAGUUGAAGUUUUAUGUGCGAGGGGACUUUGUUAAUAUACAGAGCGCACAGAGCUCCCGUUGUGGAUCUCCUGAAUUGGAGGACGUUGAUGCAACGCCAGGUAAGGAAGAAGAGUCGGAGUCAAAGUCACAGUCAGAGUCACAGAGUAGAGUCAACGUAAUGGGCGGUAGAGAUGGCGGUGGUAGUGGUGGGCCGUCAGUGUUCUGUCCCAGCCCAGAUGUUAAUACGAAAGCUGAUAACUUCAUCGCUAGGCUGAGAGAUGAGUGGAGGCUUGAGAAGAUGAACUCGAUGAGGGAGAAAAAGAAGAUGGCCUAAUAAUCUUCUGCAAUGGUUUUCUUUACCAUUUUCUACUGGUUUGAUUAGUUACUUGAUAAUGUUGGGAAGGUAAUGCACACACAUUUACAGUCAAUUUUUUACAGAUUGAUGAUAUAGAAGAAGGCAAAUGGCUCUGACUGUGUUUUUUUGUUCAUCUUUUGGAGCACCAUUAGCAGAGAUAGAGAGAGAGAGUGAGAGAGAGAUGUGAAUUUGAAUUUCUGGGUUUGAAUUGUUUGAUGAUAUCAGUGUGUAUUAUAGCAGAGCAAUAUAGGUAGUAUCUACAUAUUAUAAAUUUUUACACAGGCAAUGGGUUCUGAGUGUGGCUUUAUUUUUUCCUCACAUCUUGGAGCUCCUUGUGGAAGUACGCUGCUGAGUGCUGGAUUUCAUGUAUGGAUUGGGUUGGGUUGGGUUGGGCUCUAACUGCGUUUUUUGUUCACCACUUAGAGCCCUUGCCCUUGGUUUGUAUUGAUGUACAUACAAAUAUAAUAUUGCGUAUGAGUUUCCAAGA